AUGGUCUACAUCAAGAAUCAGUAUAUUCGUUAUAUACGAAAAAAGCCUUUAUCAUUGAUAGCACCGAUUUCCGUGUUAUUGCUCGUGUAUUUCUACUUCUUUGCGGCACAUGGCUCUUCCUCCUCAUCUUCUGGCAACAAAUACAGCUACAAGAAGAAAUCCCGAGGUUUGUUUGCAAAGAACAGAGACCUGGUGAUUCUUAAAAACUUGCCUAAGAAUCACAUCAGCCACUACGACUUGAACAAGUUGUCCACUUCUGCCGAUUCGCUUGCAAAGAAGGAGGAGGUGUUGAUUUUGACGCCCAUGUCACGUUUCACGCCACAGUACUGGGAUAACAUCCAGAAGUUGACGUAUGAACACAGCUUGAUUCUGUUGGGAUUCAUUUUGCCUCGUAACAAAGACGGUGAUGUAGCACUUAAGCAUUUGGAAGAAGCAAUCAAAGACGCCAAAGCGGCCAACCAGUUGAAAUACAAGAAGAUCACCAUAUUGAGACAAGACACGAACUCUCUUAACUCGCAGUUGGAGAAGGACAGACAUGCACUCAAUGUGCAGAAAGAAAGAAGACUGAUGAUGGCUCUUGCCAGAAAUUCGUUACUUUUCACGACUAUUGCGCCAACUACGUCUUGGAUUUUAUGGCUAGAUGCCGACAUCGUAGAAACUCCUGCUGGAUUGAUUCAGGAUUUGACGUCACACAAUAAACCAGUUAUUCUGGCCAACGUGUACCAGAGAUACGAAGACGAAUCGACACAACAACCAUCCAUCAGACCGUAUGACUUCAACAACUGGGUAGAAUCAGAAGAAGGCUUGAAAAUCGCUGCAGGUUUGGCAGACGACGAGAUUGUAGUUGAAGGUUACGCUGAGAUGGCUACCUACAGACCGCUCAUGGCUCAUUUCUAUGACGCCAAAGGUGACGUCCAUACCGAAAUGCAAUUGGAUGGUGUUGGAGGAGGUGCUGUCAUGGUCAAGGCUGAUGUCCACAGAGAUGGAGCCAUGUUCCCUUCGUUUCCAUUCUACCAUUUGAUAGAAACAGAGGGUUUUGCCAAGAUGGCUAAACGCUUGGGCUACGAGGUGUUUGGUUUGCCCAACUACUUGGUAUACCACUUCAACGAGUGA
Scheffersomyces stipitis CBS 6054 is the source of this 1113-nucleotide messenger RNA. It is a transcript of the gene MNN9, whose product is annotated as mannosyltransferase complex subunit. The coding region runs from base 1 to 1113 and encodes 370 amino acids. The record is from RefSeq and is a predicted model, not a curated record. Gene Ontology annotation, cellular component: mannan polymerase complex. Lineage: Eukaryota; Fungi; Ascomycota; Pichiomycetes; Serinales; Debaryomycetaceae. The transcript has a single exon. Gene Ontology annotation, biological process: protein N-linked glycosylation; cell wall mannoprotein biosynthetic process. Gene Ontology annotation, molecular function: alpha-1,6-mannosyltransferase activity.